Mycena indigotica is the source of this 1461-nucleotide messenger RNA. RefSeq lists its product as uncharacterized. The record is from RefSeq and is a predicted model, not a curated record. The transcript has 5 exons. Gene Ontology annotation, molecular function: chloride channel activity. NCBI's taxonomy places the organism in Eukaryota, Fungi, Basidiomycota, Agaricomycetes, Agaricales, Mycenaceae. The coding region runs from base 1 to 1461 and encodes 486 amino acids.
AUGGUCGCGAGCAACCCGCUCUUCGUCGGGUGGAGCAUCCGCAAGUUCAAUGCGACGGUCGUGAACGACGUGUGGCCCGAGGUGCUGCUUUUCAGCGGCGUUGCUACCAUGGUCGCAUGCGUAACGAAGCUGACGAGCCACCACCUGGGCAUCUCGAACGUGCUGCUGUCGGUGCUGGGCACCGUGCUCGGCCUCGUGAUCUCCUUCCGCACGUCGAGUGCGUACGAACGGUAUCAGGAGGGCCGCAAGAUGUGGACGAACAUCGCUAUCGCGUCGCGGAAUAUUGGGCAGAUUAUCUGGGUGCACGUGCCCCACGAGCGCAAGGACAUGAGCACGGUGGAGAGCGUCGUGGAGAAGAAGUCGAUGAUGAACCUCGUGCAGGCAUUUUCCGUCGCGGUCAAGCACUUCCUUCGUGAAGAACCUGGUGUCUAUUACCAGGACCUGUACCCGCUCAUCUGCUUUUUACCGCGCUACGCAACGCAAGUGGCCCCGACCACCGCCGACAUGCUCCCGCUCUGGCAAGCAUCUGAAGACGAGCGCUUUCCCUUGCACACCGCCUCCGCGCCCGGCUCGUCCACCCAAUCGCUCCCGACCUCCUUCCCCUCCGAAAAGCCCAAAUCGAAACGGCGGCACCACACAUUCGACCCGGAGGAGGCACUGGCCUCGGUCCAGGCCCACCGCCCGCUGCUCCCCGCCCGCAACCCGCCCGAAACACACUUUCUGGACUACUUCCCGAUCUUGAAAGUGUUCCCGUGGCUGUUCAGCAGCUGCAGCCGGCGGGUUCGUGCGACGCUGAUGCGCAAGCAAAACCCGAAGAAGAAAAAGGGCCCGCUCGCGGAGAGCAACGUCCCGCUCGAGAUCACGAUUUACCUGUCCGGGUAUCUUGCUCACCUGCUCCGCAACGGCUGGCUCAUGCCCGCGCUUGCGACGGGGCUGAUGAACAACAUCUCCGCGCUGCAGGACACGAUGUCGAACCUGGAGCGCAUUGGGUCGACGCCGCUGCCGUUUGCAUACCAGGCACACCUCCGCAUGUCGCUCUGGCUGUACCUCUUCUUCCUCCCGUUCCAGGUGAUCAGCACCUUUGGCUGGCUCACGAUCCCCGGCACUGCCUUUGCGAGCUUCCUGCUGCUCGGCUUCCUCGAGAUCGGCCAGGAGAUUGAGAAUCCCUUCCAAUACGACCUGAACGACCUGGACUUGGACGCGUUCUGCCGCGCCAUUCAGCGCGAGCUGCACGAGAUCGCGGCCCACACCGCCCCGGCGCCCGCCGAGUUUGUCUUCUCCACGUGGAACCAGCCGCUCGCGCCCGCCGACCGCCGCAGCGCCGCGGAGCUCGUCGCGGCGGGCGGGAAUGACUACACACACGCGGACCACGGCGACUCCGAGCCGGGCAUGAUGAGCAUCCGCAGGGUGCUGCUGAAGAACUACGUCGAUGUCGAGCGGCUGACGCGGCAGAUGCAGUAA